AUGAGUGAUAAAGAAACGUCUAGAAACGGAGGUGUAGACGAUGAGUUGUCACUUCCAAAAGCGACUGUUACAAAGAUUAUUACAGAAAUGCUUCCACCUGAUAUUGCUUGUGCUAAAGACACCCGUGAUUUGUUAAUAGAUUGUUGUGUUGAAUUUAUUCAAUUGAUUGCUUCAGAAGCAAAUAGUAUUUGUGAAAAUGAAGCAAAGAAAACGAUUGCAGCUGAACAUGUUUUUUCUGCGCUUCAAAAAUUGGGGUUUGAAAAUUAUCUUACUGAAGUACAAGAAGUAUUUAAAGAACAUAAAAGGCUUCAAAAGGAUCGAGACAAGAAAAGCUCUAGAUUAGAAAAUUCUGGCAUGACCGAAGAAGAAUUAUUAAAACAGCAAGAAGAUUUAUUUGAGCAAUCACGUCUCAAAUAUCAAGCACAACAACAAUGA
This is a messenger RNA of Entrophospora candida, 435 nucleotides long. Lineage: Eukaryota; Fungi; Glomeromycota; Glomeromycetes; Entrophosporales; Entrophosporaceae. The record is from the annotation of a GenBank genome assembly.